AUGUCGGUAUGUUUCGACUUGGUUGGAACCUCAUUCCAGGCGGUCGGUUUGGUCUACACGCCCGUUUCUGUAUUCCAAAUGCUCAAGGGAAGUAUCAUAGUUUUCUCUGCAGCUCUGUCUGUGAUAUUUCUAAAACGCAAGAUGUACAGAAAUCACUGGGGUGGUGUAAUUAUUUGUGUUAUCGCCCUUAGCCUGGUCGGGUCCUCCUCGAUUUUCUCGAGAGACUCCCAAGCGGUGAGCUUUUCUGCUGGUGAAGUUAUUACCGGUAUUUGCUUUAUCAUUGGCAGCCAAGUUGUGUGUGCUUCCCAAUACGUCGUAGAGGAAUUCCUUUUGAAGGGCGGUGCCGUACCACCCCUCGCUCUAGUAGGCAUUGAAGGUAUCUGGGGCCUCCUUGUGAUGGCAUGUAUAGUACUACCAGUGAUGCAACAUGUACCGGGCAAAGACGUAGGUGGGGUCUUCGAGAACGCCUCAGAUGCUUUUGCGAUGAUGGGCGACUCUAAGAUGGUCCUUGGUGGUGUCCUCGGCUAUGCUUUGAACACUUUCGCGUAUAAUAUCUGCGCUGUUAAUGUUACUAACUCUGCCUCUGCUAUCCACACCACUAUGCUUGAUUCUACUAGGACUAUUCUUAUCUGGCUCUGUUCUGUUAUAAUGUAA
This is a messenger RNA of Perkinsus marinus ATCC 50983, 654 nucleotides long. RefSeq lists its product as hypothetical. Gene Ontology annotation, molecular function: transmembrane transporter activity. Gene Ontology annotation, biological process: transmembrane transport. The coding region runs from base 1 to 654 and encodes 217 amino acids. The transcript has a single exon. The record is from RefSeq and is a predicted model, not a curated record. Gene Ontology annotation, cellular component: membrane. Lineage: Eukaryota; Perkinsozoa; Perkinsida; Perkinsidae.